GCAAGUACCAAGUUCCUAUCGCGGACUCCGCUGACAGCGGACAUUCUCGUUCCUCCUCAGUCCCUCAAUUUUAAGACUAUCCAAUCUCCGUAUCUAUAUCAAGCUUUGGUUCGACCUCUUUAUUUUUAACCCUAUUCAACAUCCUUAGAUACCCGACCCUAUCCAUUGUUCGGUUGCAUCGACUCACUCCAGACAAGAACUUCCAGGGAAAAUCCCAAGAACGACACAAUGCCAUUCUCCCACCACAGCCACUCGGGCCAAUUCUGCCCCGGCCACGCCAAAGACACCCUCGAAGAGGUCAUCCAAACAGCCAUCGCCAAGAACUUCAAGGUCUUUUGCCUGACAGAGCAUAUGCCCAGGACUCAAGAGGAUUUAUAUCCUGAGGAGGUCGAAGCCGGCGACACCUACACAGGCAUGCUCGCCAACGAAGCAGCCUACUACGAAGAAGCCCUGCGCCUGCGCGAAAAAUACUCCUCGCAAAUCAAAAUCCUAAUCGGGUUUGAAAUCGAAUGGAUUCGUCCCGUCUCGUCAAGUUUAGUCCAGGACUCGCUAUCGCGCUACCCAUUCGAGUUCUUCAUCGGCUCCGUGCACCACAUGCACACGGAACCAAUUGACUACGAUCGUCCUAUGUACGAGCGUGCGCGUGAGAAGGCGGGUGGUACUGACGAGCGGUUGUUUGAGGAUUACUUCGAUGCGCAGUAUCAGAUGCUGACAACGAUGAAGCCGUUGGUGGUGGGGCAUUUCGAUCUGAUUCGGUUGAAGAGUGAUGAUCCUGAGCGUAGUUUUAGGCAGUGGGACGGUGUCUGGGAGAAGAUUAUGCGGAAUUUGGAAUUUGUAGCUGGGUAUGGGGGAAUGUUGGAAUUGAAUUCCGCGGCGUUGAGGAAGGGGAUGAGUGAGCCUUAUCCCAAGGGGGAGAUUUGCAGGAAAUUCCUCUCCCUCGGCGGCCGCUUCUGCCUCUCCGACGACAGUCACGGCAUUGAUCAGGUCGGAUUGAAUUUCCACCGCGUCCUCGAUUUUGUCGAAACCGUUGGCAUUUCAACCUUGCAUUACCUGCAGCUGUCAGAGACCGAUGCGGACACUGCGUCUAGCGUAGAUGGCCGAUUUCCCCGGACGCACAUUGCAUCGAUUGGAGUUGCUGACGCCAAGUCGUUGUGGACUAGCUGAGUUACCUGUACAUAGAUGCACCCAGAUGAUGUACGAUGCACAGGUUUCCCGUUCUAGAUAUACACAGUUCCAUCGGAAGAUAGGAACGUUUUUUAGUGGUUCUUACCUCCCCUGUCCCUGUCUGUGCUUAAUCUCUUCCGUACGUUAUUGAACACUGU
This is a messenger RNA of Aspergillus ruber CBS 135680, 1322 nucleotides long. Its product is annotated as histidinol-phosphatase. The record is from RefSeq and is a predicted model, not a curated record. Gene Ontology annotation, biological process: L-histidine biosynthetic process. NCBI's taxonomy places the organism in Eukaryota, Fungi, Ascomycota, Eurotiomycetes, Eurotiales, Aspergillaceae. The transcript has 4 exons. Bases 229 to 1164 code for a protein of 311 amino acids. Gene Ontology annotation, molecular function: histidinol-phosphatase activity. Gene Ontology annotation, cellular component: cytoplasm.